Rubroshorea leprosula is the source of this 1390-nucleotide messenger RNA. NCBI's taxonomy places the organism in Eukaryota, Viridiplantae, Streptophyta, Magnoliopsida, Malvales, Dipterocarpaceae. The record is from the annotation of a GenBank genome assembly.
GUUGUUGUCGUGUUCCUGCGUGAAGGCUCAGCUUCACACCCAUGGCUGCUCUUCUCUCUUUUCGACCCACCUGCCUCCAUCAAUCCACCCCCAAGAUGACCAUACAGCCCUUUGCUGUCCUCAAAGAUGCUCAGAAAAUGAGAGUGCCAUAUGAGCUGAAGGAAGGGCAGAGCCGGCUUUUCCACAAGCUUCCCUCUGGUCUGGACAUGGAGGUUAUUGUUCAAAGAGCCCCUAAAGAGAAAGACCCAGAUGAGCAAAACCAACCUUUGGUUUUUGUUCAUGGAAGCUACCACGCAGCCUGGUGCUGGGCCGAGCACUGGUUGCCCUUCUUUUCUGUUUCUGGGUUUGAUUGCUAUGCCAUUAGCUUGUUAGGUCAGGUGAUGAUUACGUAUCUUAUCCUUUAAAUUAUCUUUUCUUAUCUUAAAGUGUUGAAAUUUACUUAUGAUUAACAACAUAAGAAGUGGAGAGACUGACACUCCUUUCCUGUGUAUUCCGUUCGUUUCUUCUUUUCACUGUUAAUGAGUGUAUGCUUUAGAUGGAGCUUGGAGCUUGGAACUUGGAACUUGUAAAGGGAAAGGAGACAGAAAAAAGAGAAAAUCUAAACUUUAUACUAUUGGGAUCUGAUUACUAACUCAAUGAAAAGAAACAGCUAAUAUCAUGUUCAUUUGCAUUGAUAUGGGCUUAUGAACAUGACUCAUAAGAAGGGAAAAGAAGGAAAAAGGACUCAGCCAGCUUAAAGUUUCUUGGCUUGCUUGAGAUAAUGUUGGUCGGUGGCAAUUUUUUCUUUAACCAAAAAAAAAAAAAACCAUGUAAGAUUAGGAUUAAAAAGUCUUGUUAUUCCACUAUGAAAAGCCUUAUCCUUAUCCUCUUUUAGUACUGUAAUUAGACAGUUAAGUUUUGACAUCAAGCUACAAUUGAGUGAUUGAGGAAAGAACCCAUAUUCAAAUGAUUCUGUUAUAGUCAUGAAAAUAGAGCUUUCAUGUUGCUGAUUUGUACUCAUAUAUAAAGAUCUUUCGUUCUGUGAAAUAAAUUGAAAGUUGAAGCUCUUUUUAAACCAGUUUUGUUAUAUAGUAGCAGAUGUCAUAGUAUUUUAAUAAAUCAAUGUCUUCUCAACCUUUCUUGGUGCUGAUUUCGAGUGUACAACUAUUGAGUCUUUUCAAAUUCACUUGCCUUGACUAAUUUUUGUAAAUAUCAUGUUGGUUUGGAAUACUGUAUCUACAUGGACAGGGUGAGAGUGAUUCACCAACUGGUAGUGUUGCUGGUUCUCUGCAGGUUAAAAUCUUUUUCCAUUCUUUAAUCAAGUUGUCCUUCUUUCACUCUUGCACUGUAAAUAAUGCAAUAUGUUUUCCUUCUUUCACUUCUAAUUUCUAAAUAAAGGGGUUGUCUAACC